AUGCCUGUCAUCUGUAUCGGCCCGGUAUGUGUCCCAUGGACUUGCAUCCCCGCCAUCGUUUUCUUCCUGUGGAAGUUCGCGAAGCCCCUGCUCCCAGCGGACUGGGCGGCAUCCAUUGAGAAGCAGGCGGCUAAGCUUUGGGAGGCCCUCGCCCCCUACAUGGAGAAGGUGCCCUUCUUCGGCAAGAAAAAGGGGAAGUGCACGAAGGAGAAUGGCGCAGCUGAAUCAGUGAGACCUGGCGAGGUGGGCCACCUGGCCUCCGCAGAGCAGCUCCAGGCGCUGCUGCAGCGCUCCAAGGAGGGUGCCUUCGGUGUCGUCUUGGACUUCACCGCGUCCUGGUGCAAGCCCUGUCAGGCCAUCAAGCCGCACUUUCAGGCCUUGGCGGGCAGCUAUCCCGGCCAUGUGUUCUUACAGGUCGAUGCAGACGAGCUCGAGGAUGUUGUCACACGAAGCGGAGUGAUGGGCCUCCCAACCUUCCAAGUCUACGUCGGGGGUGAGCAGGUCGGAUCCAUAACAGGGGCUGAUGAGGCGAAGCUGGGGACCCUCAUCAGUCACUUAGCAGCAAAGUAG
Symbiodinium natans is the source of this 570-nucleotide messenger RNA. The record is from the annotation of a GenBank genome assembly. NCBI's taxonomy places the organism in Eukaryota, Dinophyceae, Suessiales, Symbiodiniaceae.